UCCUAGAGAAGCUUGCGCACAGUGCGCACUUGGCCAGAGUACUGAGGUGAAGACUGACAUGCACAGAUGGGAAUGAGAUGGGAACUUUUGCCUUUGCAAUUUAAGAAUGCAACAGACAAGUAGCCUGUGAACGGACUUUAUACAGUUAACAACACAUCCACUUUCCUUAUAAUGCUACUUGGUCACUACUUUGUUGGGUUGCGCGCGCGUUAUUCUGGCGUUAUAAUGAUAGUCUCUUCAACCUGAGGCGUUUUCAUGGACAUUGGGGACGGUUAUUCUUCCUUCUUACAACAAUACUUUCUAACUUAUAAUACAAAUUCAGUUUCAAUACAGUGAAUGUGAGUUACUAAAUAUAGUCAAGUUUAUCCCAAAGUGAAGUAAUUAUGUUUUUCAUAACCGCCAGUUGUCAAGUAGGUAAUGAAGCGCGAUGCUGUGAGCGUAGGUGUGCACUGAUGAGAACGGUUAGAUUGUGAGUCUCGUGCCUCGAGACAUUUAAAGGUGACAAAAAGUAAUUUUUUCCCAAUUUCAACAAUGUUUUCUGGGAACGUGAGCAGUGAAGACCUGCUCACUUUACUGCACGAGGACUGGCGCGACUCUCCGGUGGAGACGCUCUCUCGUGCGGGAUUCAUCGCCCUGUCAGUGAUGCUGGGACUCAUUAUGACUUUUGGUUUCUUCAAUAACCUGAUCGUCUUAAUCCUCUUCUGCAAGUUUAAAAUGCUUCGGACCCCGGUGAACAUGCUUCUUUUGAACAUCAGCGUCAGCGACAUGCUCGUGUGCGUGUUCGGCACGAGCCUGAGCUUCGCCUCAAGUGUGCGGGGACGGUGGCUGCUUGGGCGGCGAGGGUGCAUGUGGUACGGAUUCAUCAACUCCUGCUUUGGCAUCGUGUCCUUGAUUUCCUUGGUGGUUCUGUCCUACGACCGCUACAGCACAUUAACAGUGUACCAUAAACAUGGCCCAGAUUAUCGCAAACCUCUGCUGGCAGUAGGGGGGUCCUGGUUAUACUCUUUGAUCUGGACUGUGCCCCCUCUUCUGGGCUGGAGCGGUUAUGGGUUAGAGGGGGCAGGAACCAGCUGUUCUGUGUCGUGGACCCAGCGCUCGGCCCAGUCACAUGCCUACAUCAUCUGCCUUUUUAUUUUCUGCUUGGGUCUACCAGUGCUCAUCAUGAUCUACUGCUAUGGAAGACUGCUAUACGCUGUCAAACAGGUCAGGAAAAAUCGCAGGACGGCAGCCCGUAAAAGAGAGUACCAUGUUUUGUUUAUGGUCAUCGCCACCGUGGUGUGCUAUCUCCUGUGCUGGAUGCCAUACGGCGUUGUGGCCCUGAUGGCUACGUUCGGCCGGCCAGGAACCAUCUCACCCGUGGCCAGCGUGGUUCCCUCUCUCCUCGCCAAAAGCAGUACAGUUAUUAACCCUCUAAUAUACAUCCUCAUGAACAAACAGUUUUACAGGUGUUUCCUGCUCAUGUUUUGCUGUCAGAAACCACGGGUUGAGAACGGUCACUCCAUCAUGCCCUCAAAAACCACAGUCAUCCAGCUUCGCAGAGUCUAUAGCAACACAGUAGCCUGCACUGCACCGAUCUCCACUGGAGCCCAUACCCAUGAGUGCAGCACCCCCGUUACAGAAAAAACCAAUCCACCCCAAGUCAUCACCUAACUAUCACAAACCAGCUGUCAAAUACUGUCACUGUAUGAUCUCUGCUGUCAUGAUGUUGAGAAAACUCAUGAACAGGGUGGACAAUGGUUGGCAUUGUUGUGUUUAAAUGAAUGUACUGUAGCUGUUUAAUCUCAUUCACUGUGUGUUUGUCUUGACAGUAAUGACAAAUUCUCUAAUGAACUUUUAUUCAGUGAGUUGUUUAUCUUAAUUAUGCUACUUUAUUUAUGUUGAGCUUGGAUGUGCAGUGAAAGCACAGACCGAGAACAUGUAUAUCUGGAAUGCACUUUGAAAAAAGACGCCUGAUAAUACACUGUAAAAAAUAUUCUGUAGAAAUUACAGUAUUACUGGGUAUUACUGGCAACUAGCUGCCAGUAAAUUACUGUAGAUUUUACAUUUAUGUUAUUUACUGUCCACAGUUUGUUCAAAGUUAAAUGAACAUGAAACAUUUUCAGUCUUUUUCUUCUACAUUAAGUUACUGGCAACCAGCUGCAUAAUUACAGCUAUUUUUUUACAGUGUAUGCAUCAAUGUAAACGGUUAAUUUUACAUUGAGUGUAUUUCAAAAAGCGUUUCAUAAUGAUGUUCAGAAUGACCCACAAUUGGAAAAGAAUGCAAUGCUAAUUGAAAACAGAGGAGCAAAUUAAAGUUAAUUUAAGGUCAAGUGCAUUGUCAAGAAUAAUUAUGCUGUUCAGAGUGCUAAAGAAAAAAAUCACAUCUUUUGUAUUUUGGCAGCACUUCCAAGUUCCCCACUGGAAGACACUUUAGGUCUCACAUGAGUUUUAUUAACCAGUUUUGGUCCAUUUUAAAACUUUGCCAUGUGAAAGCGUACCGAACCAAAAAGAAAACUGUAACUAACAUUGUAAUUAUUAGGGCUGCAACUAACGGUUAUUUUCAUAAUCGAUUAAUCGGGCGAUUCUUUUUUCGAUUAAUAAGAUAAAAACCUAAAUAAUCAAUUAGAUUAUUUACUUACGGCACAAAAUUAGGGUACUCACAUGAGCUGCAAAAUAGAGGUCGACCGAUAUGGCUUUUUCUCUGGCCGAUGCCGAUAUUUAGAAUUCAGGGCAGCCGCUGGCCGAUAUGUUUGGCCGAUUUUCUAUAUGUACAUAAUAAUCAAAAUGUUCUCAUCAUUAGCAGAUAUUUUAAAUGUAAAAAUGUCACUAUUUAAGUCAAAGUAUUUAAAAAAAGUAUGACUGGUCUUUCUGAAGAGUUUUACAACCUCCUCUGCACCAUGCAUUUAUCACAGAUAAAUUAGACACAG
Misgurnus anguillicaudatus (oriental weatherfish) is the source of this 2906-nucleotide messenger RNA. It is a transcript of the gene tmtops2b, whose product is annotated as teleost multiple tissue opsin 2b. Gene Ontology annotation, cellular component: membrane. The record is from RefSeq and is a predicted model, not a curated record. NCBI's taxonomy places the organism in Eukaryota, Metazoa, Chordata, Actinopteri, Cypriniformes, Cobitidae. Gene Ontology annotation, biological process: visual perception; G protein-coupled receptor signaling pathway. Gene Ontology annotation, molecular function: G protein-coupled receptor activity.